ACAGCACGAUGGAUACAUAUCUCAGCUAUAUAUGAAAUAUGGCUAUGGUAUACCCAAGCUAGAUGGGAAGAAAAUAUUAUUCCUGAAUCAAUAGUCGGUAAAGUUACUGAAGGAAAAAUUAAAAGAAACUUGCAAGCUCUAAACAAAUUGCAAAAAGAAAAAGGAAUACGAAAAAUUAUGAAACAUAUAAAUAUUAAACACAUAUUAGACUGUUCACUAGAACAUGUCAACAAAAGCAACCCUAGCUGGGAUGAACAAGUAGCUCAAGAAACUAAGAAACUCAAGAAAAUAACAAAUAUGCAUAAGGAAGAAGUUAAAAAAAAUAGAAUAUAUGUGACAAAAGAAAAUAGCUUAUUAGUAGAAAAAAGUGACAACAAUAUAGCAACACUCAUGGAACAAGACAACAAUAUCUUAAUACAUAAUGAAGAGGUUAUUGAAGACAACACACUUAAUGAAGAGAUAACAAAGACAACAUGGAAACAACAACUCAAAAUAACUAUUCCAGGAAUCAAAUUUCAUACAACUAUUUCUGCUAACAAAGAAGAAAACUCAUACUUGCAAGAUGAUAUAUCCAUUACUAACAGUACAGGCUUACAAGAAAAUGAUUUAAUACAAAAAGAACAAAAUGGACCUUUGUUAUCUUUAAUGAAAAUAGACAACAACAAAAGAAAUUCUACAUCAAGUAAAGAUAAGGACCUCUCACCUGACCCAGUACUAGCACCUUGUGAUAAACUAGCUGCACUGUACCUUAAUUCAGAACCACAGGCAGAAAACAAAAAUACAGAUAAAACAUUACCUAUAAUGGAA
Molecule: messenger RNA, 807 nt
Organism: Cetraspora pellucida
Lineage: Eukaryota; Fungi; Glomeromycota; Glomeromycetes; Diversisporales; Gigasporaceae
Source: the annotation of a GenBank genome assembly